This is a messenger RNA of Daphnia carinata, 1164 nucleotides long. RefSeq names its product alpha-(1,3)-fucosyltransferase C-like. The transcript has 3 exons. Lineage: Eukaryota; Metazoa; Arthropoda; Branchiopoda; Diplostraca; Daphniidae. The coding region runs from base 1 to 1164 and encodes 387 amino acids. Gene Ontology annotation, cellular component: membrane. The record is from RefSeq and is a predicted model, not a curated record. Gene Ontology annotation, molecular function: alpha-(1->3)-fucosyltransferase activity.
AUGAAUCAAAUUCGUCCUAAAACAAUAUCGGACAACGGGAAUAACGAAGCUACUAAAGCAGAGUCCGAAGAUCCAAACACUCAAUACAUCAACAACUUCUUCAUCAGGAAAGACAAAGCUAUUAAACGAAUUUUAGUUUGGAGUGGGACGCAGCGUAAAGAGGUACGGGCCUUUGGUAUUGGCCAGAAAGUUUUCAAGGAAAAAGGUUGUGCUUUUACUCAAUGCGAAAUCUCCCUCUAUCGUUGGGGAUACCCGAUUCAUUAUUACGAUGCUGUCGUUGUCGUCUUUAACGACGAAUUCAUAACGCAAGAGGAUUUGAUGAUGCCCGAAUUUUCAAACGGACGCAAUCAAAAUCAGCGGUUGAUUUUUUUCACUCAGGAAUCCCCUACUGCCUUGAGAUCUCAUUACAACAUGACCCUUUUUAACAACUACUUCAACUGGACGAUGACAUACUUGAAAAAGUCUGAUAUUCCUCUGCUCUACGGCCGAAUUAUCCCAAAAGCAUCGGCUCCUCGGACAUCGGAGGAAGUAGCUCAAUUGAGACACAAAGCUCGCCAACCUAUCCGGAAACGCGCAAAUUCAGUAGUACCCAGAAAGAAGAAGAGAAAAGUUGCAUGGAUGGUCUCGCACUGUUGGACGCAUAGCAUGCGAGAAUUGUACGUCAUGGAACUCAAAAAGUACAUCGACGUCGAUGUUUAUGGCCGAUGCGGCAACCUGACCUGCCCCAUUCACGCCUUGCACAGUUCGGAUCCACAAUGCUACACUAUGCUGCAAUCGAAUUACAAGUUCUACCUGGCAUUCGAGAAUGCGCUCUGCAAGGAUUACGUGACGGAAAAGUUUUUCAAAAUUAUGGCUCAUGAUAUUAUUCCCGUUGUGUAUGGUGGAGCCGAUUACAGCAAGUACGCCCCACCUUAUUCCUACAUCAACGCGGGGAAGUUAGAACCCAAGGAGUUGGCCGACUACCUUAACCUGCUCGAUGCCAAUGAUACGCUUUACAACGAAUAUUUCUGGUGGAAGGAUCAUUAUCGGGUGGAAUACAGCGUGGAUGAUAUGGCCCGUCACGGUUUUUGCGAUCUAUGUCAAAAGUUGCACGAAGAUUCAAGUUAUAAAUCCUAUCCGGAAAUGUCGACUGACUGGGGCGAAGAUAGCAAACGUUGCGCGUGA